CAAAAGACUAUGAUCUGCCCUCAUCAUUUUGAAAAAACAAUAGAAUAUAUAUGCACAGCUUCUCACUAGUGUUAAAGGAAACUUUGUGUUACAUGUCAUCACCAUCAUUAACUUAAAAAUAAAAAUUAUAUAGUUCCAAAAGCAAUAUUUAACACUCGUUUAACAAGCCUAAUUGAGUUAUACAAAAAAACCUUGUUAACCUUUCUGAAAAUCCCUUUUGAGAAAACACUUGAGAAAAUUGAAAAUAUGCCUAUAAAUAAAGUUGACAAGUAAGAAUUCUAAAGGAAAAAAAAAUUUAUUGAAAUGAAAUUCAACCAAUUAAUAAUUCUUACCAAAAUAGAUCCUGCUGAAGCCUCUUAUACUGAAUUAGAAUAUUUUGUCUCAAUUGUUAGAGGAAAAAAAAGAUUAAAUGAUUGGAAUGCUAAGAGUGAGUUUAAAUAGAUUAAGAAAUUGUGUGACAAAAUUGAUAAAAAAUAUUAAGAGAUGACAAUAUAAGUGUCUUUAAAAAUUAAUAAAGAGUAGACUUUUAUUUUAUUCUAGGAAUGAAGCUAAUUAAAAUGAAGAUAAGGUUGAUGAAGUUAUUGAAAGAGCAGUUAAUUAAACUCAUGAUGCUGAUAAAAUAACAUAGUAAAAGUAUAAAUCUAAUUUUAUUUUAGUAAUUAAGCUAAUAAAAAUGAAGAUAAGGUUGAUGAAAAUAAAGCAAGAUCAAAUAAUUAAACUCAUGUAGCUGAUAAAACAACAUAGCUGAUGCUGAUAAAACAACAAAGCAAAAGUUAAACUUAUUUUAUUCUAGAAAUUAAGCGAAUUAAAAGGAAUGUAAGGUUAAAGUUAAUGUAUAAUUAAACUCAUAAUGCUGAUAAAACAACAUAGCUGAUGCUGAUAAAACAACAAAGCAAAAGUUUAAAUCUUAUUUUAUUCUAGUAAUGAAGCUAAUUAAAAUGAAGGUAAGGUUGAUGAAGUUAAUUCAAGAGCAGUUAAUUAAACUCAUGAUGUUGAUGUAACAAAAUAGCAAAAAUAUAAUGAUAAAAUAACAUAGCAAAAGUAUUAACCGUAUUUUUUUCUAGGAUCGAAGCUAAUUACAAUAAAGAUAGGGUUGAUGCUAGAGCAGAUCUAACAACAUAACAGAAGUAUAAAUCUUAUUUUAUUCUAGGAAUGAAGCUAAUUACAAUAAAGGUAGGGUUGAUGAAGUUAAUGCAAGAGAAGUUAAUUAAAAAGUAUAAAUCUUAUUUUAUUUUAGGAAUGAAGCUAAUUAUAAUGUUAAAUCUUCAAUAUAGUGCAAGUCUUAAUGUUAAUAUAAGAAAGGAUCUGUUUUCAAUGAAAAUGUAAAAGAAGAUUAUUUUUGGGGAGAUGAGCCUCAUAGUAGAGAUUUUGUAGAAGCUAAUUAAGAUGUGAGUGAUGGUGAAGAUUAUUCUAGGAAUGAAGCUAAUUAAGAUCAUUUUUAAUAGAUAUAGCAAAAUUUAUAACCUUAAUCUUAGAUUGGAGCUUAUAUAAAUGACAAUGGAGGUGAAGUUUUUUAAGUGGGAUUUUAAGAAUAUAUUGACAAUCAGAAUCUAGAAGAAUUCUGUUGAUUUAUAAAUAAUUAUAAUAAAUCUAG
Paramecium sonneborni is the source of this 1594-nucleotide messenger RNA. Lineage: Eukaryota; Ciliophora; Oligohymenophorea; Peniculida; Parameciidae. The record is from the annotation of a GenBank genome assembly.